Molecule: messenger RNA, 1156 nt
Organism: Zea mays
Lineage: Eukaryota; Viridiplantae; Streptophyta; Magnoliopsida; Poales; Poaceae
Exons: 3
Coding region: 101-1156 (351 amino acids)
Source: RefSeq, a predicted model, not a curated record
ACGCAAGAAAGGGGAACCAUUAGUCAUUCUCAAAAGGAGAUCUAUUUGGUUUCAACUACCAUACUGGAAAGAUUUAUUGUUGAGACAUAAUUUUGACAUCAUGCACAUAGGGAAAAAUGUGAGUGAAAGCUUACUUAAUACAUUCCUGGGCACAGAUGGGAAAUCAAAGGAUAACUUGAAUUCUCGGUUGGACCUUCAGGCCCUAGGUAUUAGAAGUGAUCUUCACCCUAUUGAAGUAGAAGACCAACUUUAUUUAUCACCAGCACCUUACUCAAUGAGUCCUGCCGAGAGGAAAUUAUUUUGCCAAGUACUAAAAGGGGUGAAGUUUCCUGAUGGUUAUGCAGCUGAUAUACGACAUAAUGUACAUGUCAAUGAGAGGAAAAUAAUUGGACUUAAGAGUCAUGAGUGCCACAUUAUUCUACAACACUUGCUGCCACUUGCUGUUAGAAAAAUAUUGCCUACAAUAGUCAGUGCUGGAGUGAUCCGUAUAUCUAAUUUUUUCAAGAAACUUUCUGCACCAGUCAUUCGAAUAAGUGACAUGAAAAGUCUUGAGGCUGAUAUAGCUGAAACUCUGAGCUUUCUUGAGACUAUAUUCCUGCCUUCUUUUUUUGAUAUUAUGGUACACUUGAUGGUACAUCUUCCCGCUCAAGCAAAAAUAGCAGGUCCAGCCCAUUUUCGAAGCAUGUGGCCGAUAGAGAGGUAUCUAAUGAGAUUGAAGGGUUCUGUUCAUACAAAAAGUCAUUGUGAAGGAUCAAUCAUGGAGUGGUCUAUGUUUACUGAAUGCCUUACAUUUUGUGCUCGCUAUUUACAUGGCGAGUCUCAAUUGAACCAUCUAGAUGCAAAUGAUGAAGAUUGUGAAAAAUUAUCAGAUGAGCCUUUCAUUCUAGCAUCACAAGCGGUCCAAGUAUACUAUGUUCCUGAUCCAAUUGAUAUUGAGUGGGCUGCUGUUGUUCAAUCUAAAGCAAGAGAUGUGUAUGACCUAGAUAAUUUGGAGAACGAGCACAUAGAUAAUGAUAAUCAGUUUUUUGCCCCACUAGUUGAUCUAAAUGGUAAUGUGACUAUUGAUAUUGUUAAUGGGAUUGUCCCUGCUGUUAGAAGAGACAAAGAUGGUUACCUAGUUGAUCCUAAAACAUCUAAAACAAAAUCUACAAAGUAA